GGGAGGACGGUGCCCGCCGUCUGCCACCCUUCCCCUUUCUGCUGCCUGUCCGUAGGGCCCCGGGGGAGAGACGGAUGAGGAGAUUCCUCCGAGACGGGUGCACCACGUUACUUCAUGGGAUGGUUGCUCUCCAGGAGCACAAUAUUGAAGAAUGUCUGGAAGUUUCUACUUCGUGAUAGUUGGUCACCAUGAUAAUCCCAUAUUUGAAAUGGAAUUUCUGCCUCCUGGAAAAGUAGAGUCCAAGGAUGAUCAUCGCCAUCUCAACCAGUUCAUUGCCCAUGCUGCUCUUGACCUGGUAGAUGAGAACAUGUGGCUUUCUAACAACAUGUAUCUGAAGACUGUGGACAAGUUUAACGAAUGGUUUGUUUCUGCUUUUGUCACAGCUGGACAUAUGAGAUUUAUAAUGCUUCAUGAUGUGAGGCAAGAAGACGGAAUUAAGAACUUCUUUAAUGAUGUGUAUGACUUGUACAUAAAGUUUGCAAUGAAUCCAUUUUAUGAACUCAAUUCUCCUAUUCGAUCCAGUGCCUUUGAAAGGAAAGUACAGUUCCUUGGGAAGAAACACCUUUUAAGCUGAAUAAUUAACUUUCCUGCGGGAGUCGUUUUUCCACACUUCCCUGAUUAUUUGAACUGUAGUUCUUCUGGUUAGUUCUCAGCAUGUUUGAUAUUUAUCUUUCUGAAGAUUGGCAAAUUGGAUGCUGAAGCAGCUUUUUUUUUUUUUUUCCAAUACAGUAAGAACAGCCAGGCUUCUCUAGUUAAAACGUAUAUUUUAUGAAGUUUCCUUUUGUGAAAACUAAGUUUAAAAAUGUCAGCGGCUGAAUAGCUACAAACUGAGACACAUGGGUGUCAACGUGUCUGCAAAAUCUAAACCUCCUCUACAGGGUGUCUUUUGUUACACAAGACAUUUCCAGUCAUGUGACUUAGUAUGAGCAAAAGAGAAUUCUUGAUUGUUUGGCCUGAGUGGUUAAUUUUGUUAUAAACUCUUCUACUUACAGUCCUUUGAUAGAGAACUUACUGUGCAGACUAACCAGACUAACUUUACUCUUCGAGGUAUUAAAUCAGGUCCAUAUUAAUAUUGUAGUAUGUAAUGUAUGUAUUAUAAAAUGCUAAAUAAAAAGAAAAGAAGAUACAUCAGCAAAGCUUUGUCUUCAAUAUUUCAGGAAGUUUUGAGAAAAAAAACCUUAGUUUUUAAGAGCAAAAUUGCAAAGUUAACAGAUAUUUAGUGCAAUACAUGUUUAGCUGCAGUGUUGCAUCAAUGAAAUAAAUUAAUAAAGUAUAUCAGAACAGCUGCGUCUGCCCUGACUUUGAUUCUAAUUAACACAUGGGGAGAAAAAAAGAAAUUAAAUUUACAUGUUUAAACCCACUUCUUUCCAUUAUCUCUGCAAGUGCUGAAGUUUUCUUUUUGAAAAUAUAUUUAGACUAAGAUCUUUGAACCAUGAAACUCUUGUUUGUUCGUCGAGGUUUUAGAAAUGCAUUAUUUGGCCUGUCUGGCUACUAUUCCGUUGUAAAAUGUGGCUAGGGACCCUUUUGCAAAACUUACCAUCAUUCCAAAAUAGAAAUUUUUAAAUAGGUCAUUUGGUGUGUAUAUAUAUAUACCUAAUAUUUUGGUUGGUUUCACAGUCUUUUUAGUAGUCUGUUUCCUUUUGCAGCAAAUCUGUAUACGCUGUCGUCUUGGACUUUUUUUAAAAAAGUGUCUGAAAAGUAAUUUCCAAAGGAAGAGGCGUGCUGCUCUACGAGGUACAUUUUGCACAGUCUGUAUAAAUAAGGGGACCACAUGCGUAUGUACUUUAAAUGUAUAGUCAGUCAUUAUGUCUUUGUAAUUUAUGCUUACUGCUGAACUGUCACUGUAAAAUAUUCCACGAGAAAGAGAACGUGAUAUAAAAGUUGCAAUAUUUACCUUCAAUAAAACACAGAAUUAUGCAGUA
Molecule: messenger RNA, 1922 nt
Organism: Chroicocephalus ridibundus (black-headed gull)
Lineage: Eukaryota; Metazoa; Chordata; Aves; Charadriiformes; Laridae
Gene: TRAPPC2
Product: trafficking protein particle complex subunit 2
Exons: 5
Coding region: 152-574 (140 amino acids)
Biological process (GO): endoplasmic reticulum to Golgi vesicle-mediated transport
Cellular component (GO): TRAPP complex; cytoplasm; nucleus
Source: RefSeq, a predicted model, not a curated record